Molecule: messenger RNA, 2046 nt
Organism: Halichondria panicea
Lineage: Eukaryota; Metazoa; Porifera; Demospongiae; Suberitida; Halichondriidae
Product: splicing factor, suppressor of white-apricot homolog
Exons: 7
Coding region: 1-1902 (633 amino acids)
Biological process (GO): mRNA 5'-splice site recognition; RNA processing
Molecular function (GO): RNA binding
Source: RefSeq, a predicted model, not a curated record
AUGUCCAUUUUAUUGGGGCCGUUCGAUGAUGCUGGGCCUUCUGAAAAGCCUAAAGAAGAUGACCAACUGCUCGUGUUUGGUUAUGCCUGUAAAUUGUUCAGAGAUGAGAGCAAGGCUUUACUGGAGUCUUCUGGGCAACUACUCAUUCCGUGGAUGGGUGACAACUCCCUCAUGGUGGACAGGUAUGAUGCUCGGAAUAAGCUGGAGGACAAGAGUCUGUUUGGUGUCAAGUCCAACCUGCCCUACAAGAUGAGCUCCAAGGAGAGACAGCUAGAAGAGGAGUUGGAUAGAGAAAGAUACUUGGCCCUGCAGUGUGAUGACAUCAGAGUAGAGGAACAAGAAGAGGAAGAGAAAAGACGUGCCUCUGAGAACAGUUUGUACAGUGCCAUUGGCUUCUCCUAUAGCGAGCAACAGCCUGAGGAGCCCCCACCUAGACCCAAGAGCCCACCCCCUGUGGAGAGGGCAUGGCCUCCUCCGAGUGUGGAAGAAGGGGACGAGUUUGUGCUGCCCCCAGGACUGGUCGUGCCUGAGGGAAUGAUCCUGCCUGUUUCCAAGAAGCUCCACUCCAUUGUCCAGAAGACAGCCAUGUUUGUGUGUCAGCAAGGCAUGCAGAUGGAGAUUAUCAUCAAAACCAAGCAACAAUUGAAUCCUCUCUUCUCCUUCCUCAACAUGCAAGACCCCCUUCAUCCUUACUACACUCACUUGAAGACACUCCUAGCUAGAGGAUCUUAUGUGCCUUCUUCAGAAACAGCUGAAACUGAUAAACCACUCGAGACUGAAGCUAAAGAAGUGAAAAUAAACGACGAAAAAGAAGCUGGAAAAGAAAAUAAUUCGAGUGACAAUGUUGAUUCUGAAAAGAUCAGCGAAAGUCCAUCAGAUCAAGAUAGUGAUUCUGACUCAGAUGAUGAUGGGGGGUAUUUACAUCCCCUUCUCAUGCAAGCCCCGAAGUCUCGUUCCAAAUCCCCUACCCCCACCCCCAAGGAGGCCACACCCCCUCCCCAUCAGGACGUACCCACCCUGUCUGCCGUCACCUUCAGAGCUAAGACCAUGGUGGUCAAUGCUGCACCAGUACUGAGGGAGAAAACUGUACCUGUUGAAACACCUCCUGUGUCAAGUGUCCCAGCUACUACCAAUGGCAGCUGUUAUGGAAGCUAUGCGUACACUGGACCACCCACUCACUACAUUGACUCACGCCCACUCUAUCAAGAUGUUGGUGGCUACCCUCCGCCCCCUCCACAAGAGGCACACUACCCUCCGCCCCCUCCACACGAGGCACACUACCCACCACCUCCUCCACACGAGGCACACUACCCUCCUCCCCCUCCACACGAGGCACACUACCCACCUCCCCCUCCACACACCGCGGACGGAUAUGGCUAUCCUUACGACGCCUACUACACGGGCAGCUACCAACCACCCCCUCCUAGUGCCACUCCCCUUCCCCCGCCUGAUUUGCAGUCCAUAAUCGACAAAACUGCCGCUUAUGUGGCAAAGAAUGGCGACAGUUUCGAAGCCACUCUUAUCAAGAGACAUAUUGACGAUCCUCGAUUUGGUUUUCUGAACCCCUGGGGCGAACACUACACUUACUAUCGGCAACAAAGAUUGAAUUAUUCGUAUUAUCAAGUCCCGGAUCAUCUGGAGCAGGGCUACGGUGUGCUGCAUAACGUCGUGCCUGCUGAAAAACCAAGUGUACAGAAAUUGAACUCUUGUGGAGCAGUUAGCUUCAAAGUGCAGCCUAAAGCAGGACUGAAGUUGGUGUCGGAUGAUGGGCAGUUUGUGGAGGAGACGGUGGUCGAGGAUUCUUCAGAACCUCCCGUGAAGAAGCCACGAAUGGACAAUGUCGUUAUUGAGCCUACUGUACAUGAGUUCCUGUCUUCAAUCAAGGAAAUGUUUCGAACUUGAAUAUACUUUUUUAGACAAUAAUCGUAAAACGUUGUUAUUUCAUUUUUUAUUCAAGUUGGCAUUUAAUUUAUAUACGAUUCAUAAAUGGCCAUAAAUGGCUAUUAAUUUUUCAGAUUCAAAAUAAAAAGCAGUUGUACACAAUGA